AGGGCUGAGUAGCCGCACUCCGGAGGCUGAUGAGGGACUGCCUUGGGUCUGGGCCUCUCAGUGCCCCAUGAGUCAUCAGACACAGGGGGGUAGGGCACCCCAAGAGCUCAUAGGAGGCCAAGGGUCAGGCAGGGACCCCAGGGCUCCAACAGGCAGACUCGAGGUUGGAGCAGGAAUGUUCAGAUGCCCUAGGGGCAGGGCCAGGAGCAGGCACUGGCUGCGCUGGACUGAUUCGCAGCCUGGGUCCCACCCCAGGAACAGCCGGGCUAGACCGCAUGGGGGAUGGGCGGCAUCUGGGAAGCAUCUGCGGGCACAGCCGGAGCUGAGUGGGCCUUUGGGAAGAGGUGGAUCUGGGCACGCCGGCCAGAGAGGGAAGAGGAGGGAUGGCAGAGCCCAGGCUGGUGCCAGCCACAGUCGCGUGCCAGGGAGUGUGCCAAGCCUUGCCUCUUGAGCACCGUGAGCGCUCUGCCAGGGCAGCCUGCCACCAAAGCCACGGGCUCUGCUGGGCACCAUCCAGUGUAGAAAGGAGACGGCACUGCGACCCUUCACCUCCUCCCCUGGGAGGUCGGCAGGCGUGAGCAGAACUGGAGUUUUCUGAUGGCAGGGCAAGGGAGCCGAGAAGGUCUCCAGGGCUGCUGUGCACUUGGCCCAGCCCCUGCGGCGUUGUGGUCAAUGACAUGGAGAGCAGAAAGGCUCGUGGACAUAGCAUGCAGAAGGAGCUGUGGAGAGAGAGCUAGCCCAGGGCCAGCAGGAGCUGCAGUCACAUGGGAUUCAACCGGCAGGAUGAACUGGGAGGAGGGUAAGGCUCUGACUUCCAAGCCUAGGCCCCGAGGGGCAAGUCUGGCUGAGCAGAAGGGGCCAAGAUGUAGAAGAGCCGCAGUACCAAGGCAAGGAGGCUGCCGGCACCAGACUAACCACGGAGCACAUCGUGAGAGGCUCACCACUCAGUGGAGUGUGGAGGAUGAAAAAGAAGUGGCCCGAGAGCAGCGCCGGCGGGAACGAGACAGGCAGCUGCUACAGGCUCAAGACCAGGAUGAAGGUGGCCAUUCCCUGGGUCGGCCAGAGCAGGAGGCACUCCUGAAACCUUCAGAGACCCCUGAACUGGAUGAAGAUGAGGGCUUUGGUGACUGGUCACAGAAGCCAGAGCAGCAGCAGCAGCAGCAGCAGCAGCAGCAGCAGUCUUGGGGGACUGAAGGGUCUGUGGACAGCUGCAAACCCCCUUGGGGCAAGUGUCCAGAGGGGGAGCAAGAGGAAGACAGUAGGCCCUGUGAAAAUGACAUCGGCGGUGGUGGAUUUUGUCACACAGAAGCCCACCUGGAGGGACUGUGUCUGGGCCAGGAGGGACCGGGCCCAGAGGAGGAACCUGUCCAGGAUCAGUUGGGAGCUGCAGAGACUGGAGAGGCAAAAGAAGAGCAGCAGCAAUGUCUGCCACCCAGGACCCCCAGUCCCUUGAUCUUGGAGGGGACAACUGAACUGCGCUCACCUCCCCUGAGCCCCACCGCCAAACUUGCGGAUAGGACAGAGUCCCUGAACCGCUCCAUAGAGAGGAGUAACAGUGUGAAGAAGUCCCAGCCAGCACUGCCUAUCUCCAAGAUUGACGAGAGGCUGGAACAGUACACCCAGGCCAUUGAGUCUGCUGGCCGGACCCCCAAGCUAUCCCGGCAGGCCUCCAUAGAGCUGCCCAGCAUGGCUGUAGCCAAUACCAAGAGUCGGUGGGAGACUGGUGAGGUGCAGACUCAGUCUGUUACCAAAACCCCCUCCUGCAAGGAUAUUGUCUCUGGAGACCUGAGCAAGAAGAGCCUCUGGGAAAAGAAAGGAGACUCUAAGACAUCAUCUACAGUCAAGAGCACCCCAUCUGGGAAGAGGUACAAGUUUGUGGCCACUGGCCAUGGGAAGUAUGAGAAGGUGUUUUUGGAUGAAGGGUCAGCACCCUAGGCCGCACAGUUUGGUGCAGGCUAGCGGCACCCUCCACUCCUCCAGGGGAGACACCAGCCAGACACCAUGCCACCUUCAGCCUUGGCUAAGAAGUUGCUUCUGUUGCCAGCAUGGCCUACCCUUGCCACCCUUCCUCAGUACCCCUGCUAUUUCCACCUCCUCCUUUUGCUCCUGGACCCUCCAGCCUCUAUACUGUACCACUCUGAUCGUCCAGCUCUGCCUCUCACAGUUGGGGAAGGAAGAAGACUCCUGACCUUGGUUAAAAGGACCAUUUCUUAGAGCAGCCAGAGCCCCUAAGGAAGGCUAGAGAUGGAGACCCAGCCUGUGUAGAGGGCUGGUCACCCCACCAGGCCUGAGGGACACCUGAAGCGGUGCUGGAUGCUCACGAUUCUGCAUCUUUCUUGCUCCCUACCUACAGACCUCUCCCCAUUCUGUGCAAUAAAAAUUUU
This is a messenger RNA of Fukomys damarensis (Damara mole-rat), 2384 nucleotides long. It is a transcript of the gene Lsp1, whose product is annotated as lymphocyte specific protein 1. The transcript is spliced from 11 exons. Gene Ontology annotation, biological process: signal transduction. The record is from RefSeq and is a predicted model, not a curated record. The coding region runs from base 598 to 1935 and encodes 445 amino acids. NCBI's taxonomy places the organism in Eukaryota, Metazoa, Chordata, Mammalia, Rodentia, Bathyergidae. Gene Ontology annotation, molecular function: actin binding.